Molecule: messenger RNA, 1422 nt
Organism: Saccharomyces kudriavzevii IFO 1802
Lineage: Eukaryota; Fungi; Ascomycota; Saccharomycetes; Saccharomycetales; Saccharomycetaceae
Gene: TUB4
Product: gamma-tubulin
Exons: 1
Coding region: 1-1422 (473 amino acids)
Biological process (GO): microtubule nucleation; mitotic cell cycle; mitotic sister chromatid segregation
Cellular component (GO): spindle; centrosome; cytoplasm
Molecular function (GO): structural constituent of cytoskeleton; GTP binding
Source: RefSeq, a predicted model, not a curated record
AUGGGUGGCGAAAUUAUCACUUUGCAAGCAGGUCAAUGCGGAAAUCACGUUGGUAAGUUUCUCUGGUCGCAAUUGGCGAAAGAGCACGCUAUAGGCACCGAUGGGCUGUCGCAGCUUCCUGAUUCAAGCGCAGAAAGAGAAGACGAUACAAAGCCGUUUUUUCGUGAAAACAGUAGGAAUAGGUUUACGCCAAGAGCCAUUCUGCUGGACUCUGAGCCCAGUGUCAUUGCCGACAUGGAGAACACAUUUCGUGGGUUUUUCGAUCCUCGAAACACUUGGGUGGCUUCUGACGGUGCCAGCGCCGGUAAUUCUUGGGCCAACGGGUACGAUAUAGGAACGCGCAACCAGGAUGAUAUCCUGAACAAGAUCGAUAAGGAGAUCGACUCUACCGACAAUUUUGAGGGUUUCCAAUUGUUGCACUCGGUGGCAGGUGGAACGGGCUCCGGCCUAGGGUCCAAUCUCUUAGAAGCAUUGUGUGAUCGCUAUCCAAAGAAAAUUCUGACGACGUAUUCUGUGUUUCCUGCAAGGUCUUCCGAGGUUGUUGUUCAGUCUUAUAACACCAUUUUGGCCUUGAGGAGACUAAUAGAGGAUAGCGAUGCAACCGUGGUGUUUGAUAAUGCUUCUUUGUUGAAUAUUUCCGGCAAAGUGUUUAGAAACCCGAACAUAGAUUUGCAACACACAAACCAAUUGAUAUCGGCUAUAAUAUCUUCGGUCACGAACAGCAUACGGUUUCCUAGUUACAUGUAUUCGUCCUUACCGAGUAUCUACUCCACCCUGAUUCCUUCUCCCGAACUUCAUUUUCUAAGCCCCAGCUUCACGCCAUUCACAUCAGAUUAUAUUCAUGAUGACGUUGCACAUAAGGGCCAUUCCAGUUACGACGUUAUGCUGGAUUUAUUAGACCCUUCUAAUUCUCUUGUCUCUACCGCAAUGAAUAGCCCUACAUAUUUUAACGUUUACAACACAAUCAUUGGCAAUGCGGAGCCUAGUCUGAUAUCGCGUGCAAUGACCAAGAUACAGCAGCGUAUUAAAUUUCCCUCGUGGUCAUCUUCUGCGAUGCACGUUAAUAUUGGAAGAAGAUCGCCUUAUUUACCCUCACAACCUAAUGAAAACGAAGUAGCCGGUAUGAUGUUAAGUAAUAUGUCCACUGUGGUCGGGGUUUUUGAGAAUGCAUGUACUACUUUCGAUAAAGUGUUUGCCAAGGGAGCCUUUCUGAAUAACUAUAACGUGGGUGACUUGUUUCAGUCAAUGCAAAAUGUUCAAGAUGAAUUUAUCGAGUCGAGAGAAGUAGUACAGAGUCUAAUGGAAGAUUAUGUAGCUGCAGAACAAGAUUCGUACCUGGACGACGUGCUCGUCGAUGACGAAAACAUGGUUGGAGAGUUGGAAGAAAGUUUGGAUGCUGACGGCGAUCAUAAAUUAACGUAA